GCAGGCCGCCGCACGCGAGAUGGUGUCGCAGAAUGUCCGGGAGGGAUCCAUCGUAAACCUCUCGAGCAUCGUCGGCAAGACCGGCAACAUGGGCCAGAGCAACUACGCCGCCUCCAAGGCGGGAGUCGUGGGAUUCACCAAGACGGUUGCCCUCGAACUUGCGAGGCACAACAUCCGCUGCAAUGCGGUCAUGCCUGGCUUCAUCGACACUCCCAUGGUGGCCCAGGUGCCAGAAAGGGUCAUGGCCAAGUUGUUACCCUGCAUUCCCCUGGGACGAAAAGGAACGCCGGAGGAAGUGGCUGAGGCUGUCCUGUUCCUCUGUUCGCCAAGGAGCUCCUAUGUGACAGGUUCCGUGUUGGAAGUCACCGGGGGAAUGUUCAUGUGAGGUUGCUCGGUCAGACGUAACCUUUUACCGACGUUGCCUUUGGGAAGAGGGGGUAGGAAGACGACCCCUCGGAGUGGAUGCAUGUUCUUGAGUUGUGUCGAAGACUGGUCCAAGGAUGGGGGCGACUCUUAUUUUUAAAAAAAGAUUCCCUGUUUAGAGAAUUCGGGAUGUCGGUUAAGAUGUUGUGUAAGCCAUUACUAAAAUCGCCCCAUUUGAACUCGGAAUGUGUUAUAGGUAGGAUUCCGUGUUUUUGGAGAUUAUUUCUCGUGAAAUGCGGAAGGUGUUUUUCGGAGUUUAUUUUUCGCUGGGCAUUCGGGGAUUAUCAGAGUUUAUUUUUGUUACAUUCUCAAUUCUUUGAAAUUCAAAGUUUAUUUUACUCUGUAAAAUAAGAAAAAAUACAUAAAAUUCAUGAACAAAAUAAAUAAGGUCUGGGUACCAUCACCCAUUGUCCUGAAGGAACCUUGACGUGCUAAAUGGCAAACCCAUUUUGUCAUUAGUUCUAGAUUUCAAAGGAAACUUAAGUGAAAUCUCCUCGGGACCACUGACCUUGUGCUCUUAUAAAGUUUAAUGGGGGGAG
Molecule: messenger RNA, 962 nt
Organism: Ixodes scapularis (black-legged tick)
Lineage: Eukaryota; Metazoa; Arthropoda; Arachnida; Ixodida; Ixodidae
Product: (3R)-3-hydroxyacyl-CoA dehydrogenase-like
Exons: 1
Coding region: 20-385 (121 amino acids)
Molecular function (GO): oxidoreductase activity
Source: RefSeq, a predicted model, not a curated record